Messenger RNA from Fraxinus pennsylvanica, 1383 nucleotides. Lineage: Eukaryota; Viridiplantae; Streptophyta; Magnoliopsida; Lamiales; Oleaceae. The record is from the annotation of a GenBank genome assembly.
AUGGAUCUCUUAUCGUCUUCAUCAGACGGCUCUCGGUCUUCAUCAUCAAGCUCAACAAAAUCUACAGUUCUUUCCAUACAGUGCUUAAAGGGAUGUUCAAAGGCAGAUGAAUGGGCAGGCAACAUGUUACUGACAGGAGACAUAGUAGAGGAGUUAAGGAUUGGAAAAAUGAUAGUAACAUCUCCUUUUAAGAAUGGAAAAUCUGGUGUUCACAAGAUUCUGCACAAUUCUUUCAAGGCUAAGGAGACUUCGAUCCGUGUUCGAGUCAGGCGUGGCUCAGACGAGUUUACUGAGCUUCUGGCCUGUAUUAUGCCUGUUAAUGAGUUUGUUGGGAAAAAAGGAUACAUGUUGAGGUCCAUUGAUGAUCCGAAUUAUGCUGUUGGGUUCUUUGAUCGGACGGAGAAAGAGUGCCUCGAAUUGCAAGCUUCAAGGACCUCAAGCAUAGUGAGUGCAUUAGAAAAAAACCCACUUCAAGAUGGAUAUGUCCCUUAUCCAUGGACAAGAAAAAUGCAAGAAACGCUGUCAAUUCCCAAUUCCAGCAGCUUUUAUUCAAUCCUGGUACUACCAAAAUCUUCAGACAGAAUUGGUUCCAGGUACAAUGAUUUGGAGGACACACUUGCAAGAGCACAUGCAUGGAUUAAUGCAUCUCAGGCAUCAGGUGCCCCCAUUCUCUUCAUGAAUAUUCAAACUGAGUCCCUUCUUACCAAGAUAUCAGGAGAGACUGCUUCUUCAACUGUAAAUGCUGGGUCACUUUCUGAUUUAUCAGACAUAGCAAACACAAGUUUAUAUGGUUUUGAAGAUUACCACGGGGUCGACAUUGGCGUCGUAAGGGCAGUUCGUCUCUGGUUUUCGUCGCUUGCUGGAGAAAUUCCAGUUGAGAUCAAAAUUAAAGACACUGAUACAAAGCUUGGUUUUUCCAUCAGUAGAACAGAAGAGGGGUUCAUUUACAUAUCUUCAGUCAUCCAAGGGGACGAGGACGCACCUUCAUCCCGAUCCAGACUCAGAAAUCUGUACCACCAGUCACUUGGGGCAUCAAGAAUCCUAGUUGUCUCAAGAAUAUCCAAUCAAAAAAUCCUACCAUGGAUGGUAUCUCCAGCGGGAGCAAUCCGGUGUUACGACACAGUAUCUCUCAGUCAAAAGCUCUCUUUGCAUAAGCACACCAAGGUGCCUAUUCUGAUGCAUGUGUUCCUAUGGGACCGGUCCAUUACGCACAGAGACAUCUCCACCAAUCCUACUCCAUCAACACCUGAAAAUGAUAAUCGGGUGCUUCCAAUAUUGCCUGAUUAUUCAAAUGAGAGUACUGGAUCAGAUAUUAUGCAUGAAAGGGAUAGUGCAGGAGAAUGCUCCUUCCGAUUCCAAGUUUUUGCUCUUAAAAGCAACUAG